Messenger RNA from Apis cerana (Asiatic honeybee), 1554 nucleotides. RefSeq names its product fas-associated death domain protein (gene Fadd). The record is from RefSeq and is a predicted model, not a curated record. Gene Ontology annotation, molecular function: protein binding. NCBI's taxonomy places the organism in Eukaryota, Metazoa, Arthropoda, Insecta, Hymenoptera, Apidae. Gene Ontology annotation, biological process: signal transduction.
AUGGAAUUAGAAAUAAAAUAUAUAUGUUUACAAGAAGAAUUCUUAUCAAUUGCUCAAUAUUAUAUUAAUAAAAAUAUAUUAAAUAUACUUAAAAAAUAUUAUGCAAAAUAUAUAAAUUCAAAUCGUAAAUUAAGUAAAAUAAAUGAUUUAAAAACAUUAUUGAAAGUAUUAGAAAAGCGUGAUUGUCUUAAUUGUUAUAAUAUAGAACCACUUAUAUAUAUUUCAAAUAACUUUUUAAAUGAUUUUCAAAUACAAUGUAAAGUGAGAGAUUAUAAAAUUUAUGUUCAAAGCGUACAGUAUUGUUUAUCCUUUAAUAUGUAUCAAGAAUCAAAAGGAAAUAAACAUGACAAUAAAUUCAAAUUAUCAAAUAUAAGUAAAAAUAAUACAUCAGAAAUAAAAGUUUCUAGUGAAUUUGAAAAUCAAUCAACAUUAGAAUACAAAAAUGUCAAAAGCAAUCUUUUCACACAAGAAAUGGAAUUACAACAAAUAUUAUUAUCACAUUUAAGUAAAAGAAUUGGUCGUUCUUGGAGAGAUACUGUGAGAUAUUUAAAUAUACCUGAAUAUCAAAUUGAUGCAAUUCAGAAUAAACAUCCUUUUGAUUUGAAAGAACAAAGUUAUGAAGCUUUGAAAUUAUACAUAACCCAAUAUAGUGACAAUAAUUGGAAAAUAAAUUUAAUACAUGCUUUAGAAAAAGCAAGACGCAAAGAUCUUAAGGAACUUUCUGAGAAAUUAAUAUUAGAAUCAAAUAGUUAAUAAUUUAAAGGAAAUUAAAAAUAAAAAAUAAUAAAAAAUAAAUAUUAAUUUUUUCAAUAUAUUUGUAAGAAAAACUUAAAUAUAAUCAUUUUCCAAAUAAUUAUGAAAACAUUAAAUAUUAUUAUGCUAUCUUAAAGUGAAAUAGAUUGCUGUAUUUUGUUAUUGAUUGAAAUGAUUUAAAACUGGUAAACCUAAUUUAUAGGUUUCUUAAAAAAAACAUUAUUUAGCAGUCUUUGUGACUUAUAAGGAAUGAAAACAAUAUAUAUAAAAAAAUUGUUUGAAUAAAUAUCAUAAUAGAAAUUGCAAUUGAUAUUUUAGCUAUAUUUUAAAUACAGCAGCCUAAUGUGUAUACUUUAUAAUCUAUUUUUAAAUUAUGUAUGAUAUUGAUAUGAAUUUUUAUAUCUAUUGUAUACAUUUGUACUUGUAUACACUUAUUAUUUAUUGUUGAAUAAUUUUUAUUAAGAAAAUAUUUAAUUUUAAUAAAAAUAUGUAGGUUUUAAUCAUUUGUUAUUAAAUUUUUGUCUCAUUUAUUUUGUUUAGUAAUCUAAAUUUUGUGUAAUAUCCACAUUAAUAAUGUAUGCAUAAUGUUAUUUGAAAAAUUUUUAAUGAAUAGUGAUAAUAACAUUAAUAAGAUUUAAACAACAUAAGCAUUCUUUGUUUGACUUCCUACUUUGACCAUAACAUCUUUAUGUAUUUGAUAGCCUAUAGUAACUUUGGAUGCAAUUUUUAAUCUUUCUCUUAAUUUACGUCUGUAAAAAAAAAUGAUGAAGUAAUUAAAUUUUUCAUCAAUCACUUGUAUUA